UCGUCUCCUGAGGCGGUGGCUCCAGCAGCAGUCGCCCGCCAGUUGGGAGCGGGCUGAGAGGGGACGCGGUGGCUUAGGCGGUGCGGGGAGCGAGAGGUGAUUGUGCCGGAGGCAGUGGGGCGCGCGCCGGCUCCAGGAGGCCGCGGAAGCUGGGGUGAGGGGCCGAGCCCCAGCAACCGAACGGAGCGGUUCGUGAGCGUCACCGGCGCCUCGGCUCGGUGGAGGAGGAGCGGUAGCUGGAGAGUGCGGGAUAUUAGAAAUGGCUACUCCCCAGUCAGUUUUCAUCUUUGCAAUCUGCAUUUUAAUGAUAACGGAGUUAAUUUUGGCCUCAAAAAGCUACUAUGAUAUCUUAGGUGUGCCAAAGUCAGCAUCAGAGCGUCAAAUCAAGAAGGCUUUUCACAAAUUGGCCAUGAAGUACCAUCCUGACAAAAAUAAGAGUCCUGAUGCUGAAGCAAAAUUCAGAGAGAUUGCAGAAGCAUAUGAAACACUCUCAGAUGCUAGUAGACGAAAAGAGUAUGAUACCCUUGGACACAGUGCUUUUACUAAUGGUAAAGGACAAAGAAGCAGUGGAAGUCCUUUUGAGCAGUCAUUUAACUUCAAUUUUGAUGAUUUGUUUAAAGACUUUAGUUUUUUUGGUCAAAACCAAAAUACUCGGUCUAAGAAGCAUUUUGAAAAUCACUUCCAGACACGCCAGGAUGGUUCUAGUCGACAAAGGCAUCAUUUUCAGGAGUUUUCUUUUGGAGGUGGAUUGUUUGAUGACAUGUUUGAAGAUAUGGAGAAAAUGUUCUCUUUUAGUGGCUUUGAUACCAGCAAUCGACAUACAGUACAGACUGAAAAUAGAUUUCAUGGCUCUAGCAAGCACUGCAGGACUGUCACUCAACGAAGAGGAAAUAUGGUUACUACAUACACUGAUUGUUCAGGACAAUAGUUGGUUCUUUUUCUUUUCUCACUAAACCCACCUAGUUGACUCUUUGUCAGUAUCUUUGAUGUAAAACAGUUUUCUGUGAACUAUUUUGACAAGUGCAUGAUUUCACUUACUUUAAACAAUUUGACAUAGCUAUUAACAUAUAUUUAAAUUGUUUUUGAAGAAUUCAGCUAGUAGACAAAAAUCUAAUUAUUAAUUUUUCUGAUUAGGAAAGGUUCUUUAAAGAGAUAUAAAUCUGCCUGGGUUUUAUUAUUAUUAUUAUUUUUUCCUUUCUACCUGCCCUUGGGUUCAGUAACGUGGCCAGUUUUAUCACCCCCUUC
Molecule: messenger RNA, 1245 nt
Organism: Urocitellus parryii (Arctic ground squirrel)
Lineage: Eukaryota; Metazoa; Chordata; Mammalia; Rodentia; Sciuridae
Gene: Dnajb9
Product: DnaJ heat shock protein family (Hsp40) member B9
Biological process (GO): ERAD pathway
Cellular component (GO): endoplasmic reticulum
Molecular function (GO): misfolded protein binding; protein-folding chaperone binding
Source: RefSeq, a predicted model, not a curated record